Parnassius apollo (apollo) is the source of this 528-nucleotide messenger RNA. Lineage: Eukaryota; Metazoa; Arthropoda; Insecta; Lepidoptera; Papilionidae. The record is from the annotation of a GenBank genome assembly.
AUGCGACAUAAUCGAUGCUCAAAAAUAAUUUCGCUGGUGCGAUCAACCAGUUCUUCCCAGGAGUCAAACCUGAAUACUAAUUAUUAUGAGCUGCCUUUAUCUACUACGAACGAAAAUAACUCUUUGAAUGAUGCGGAUCUUCAUAACAGCUCAGACAGCAUCCUGGAUUUUGAUUCAGAUGAUUCAGGUUUUGAUAAAAUUUAUUUACCCUCAAGUUUAAAUCAAAAUGUUCAGAAGAUUCAGAUUCUUCUACAAAUACCAUCCCCCAAUCACCGUCAAUUAACGUCACAAUUCCUGAGUCACCUGAAGUCUCAAGCGACGAAGAUACGCCACAAAAUUUCACAAAAAAAGAGGACUAUCAGAAAACGUAAGAAGUAUGAUGAAUCACCGGCGCAGAGAAAACAAAUUAAAAAACUGAAAGAUAUGGAAUCUAAAUAUAAACUUAAGCCAGGGUGUAAUGAUGGAUGUAAAAAAAUAUCAUACCCAGUUUACAGAAGAAGCACGACAAAAUCUAAACCAUCACUUUAG